Molecule: messenger RNA, 617 nt
Organism: Girardinichthys multiradiatus
Lineage: Eukaryota; Metazoa; Chordata; Actinopteri; Cyprinodontiformes; Goodeidae
Product: cystatin-like
Exons: 3
Coding region: 50-466 (138 amino acids)
Molecular function (GO): cysteine-type endopeptidase inhibitor activity
Source: RefSeq, a predicted model, not a curated record
AAGGUUUAUUUAUUUUGAGGUUUUUGGCAUUUUCAGCCACAGAGCAGAGAUGUGGAAGGUUAGUUUUCCAUUUUUUGCUGCUCUUUUAGCCUUUGGGUUGUGUCAGCCCAUGGCUGGGGGCAUCAAUAAGAUAGAAGACGCAGAUAAUGACAAGGGGUUCCAGAGAGCGCUGCAGUUUGCUGUCAUCCAACACAACAACGGGACCAAUGACACGGUCCUCCGCCAGGUCAUUGAGGUGGUCUCGGCUAAGUCUCAGGUGGUAGCUGGGACCAAUUACAUUAUGACUGUGAUUUUGGCGAGAACCAGCUGUGAAAAGGAGGGACAAGCAGAAAACUGUACCAUCCACAAAGAGCCAGAACACGCUCAGCCUUACCAGUGCACAUUCACAGUGUGGAGUCGCCCAUGGCUCAACAAAACCCAGCUGACCAAAGAGGAAUGCUUGAAUGAUCAACCCGCUCCAGAGUAAAAAAUGUAUUCCUCUUGAAGAUUUACAAAGUGUAACUGCAUUUAAAUCUUCUCCAAGUACCCCAAAUAAAUGCUACCUAACAACAUUAAAACUUUACAAAUUGUUUCAUAUACAAAAUACACUGUUUUAAAUAAAGUAACAUUUCAACUUC